Messenger RNA from Falco peregrinus (peregrine falcon), 10382 nucleotides. It is a transcript of the gene GAS7, whose product is annotated as growth arrest specific 7. Gene Ontology annotation, molecular function: actin filament binding. Bases 156 to 1469 code for a protein of 437 amino acids. Gene Ontology annotation, cellular component: plasma membrane; actin filament; cytoplasm. The record is from RefSeq and is a predicted model, not a curated record. The transcript has 14 exons. Gene Ontology annotation, biological process: neuron projection morphogenesis; actin filament polymerization. NCBI's taxonomy places the organism in Eukaryota, Metazoa, Chordata, Aves, Falconiformes, Falconidae.
GGGCUGCCCCGCUCCGCCCGCGCGUGGCGCCGCCGUGGCCCUGGAGCGCGCGCGGCGCGGCGCGGCGGGGCGGGCGCGGGGCGCGGCCAGCGCGGGGCCUCCCGCAGCCCCGGCGCGGAGCGGGCGCGGGCGGAGCGCGGCCGCGGCCCGGCAGGAUGUCGGGCUCCCGCUGCCAGACGCUGUACCCCUUCUCCGGGGAGCGGCACCGGCAGGGGCUCCGCUUCGCCGCGGGGGAGCUGAUCACGGUGCUGCAGGUGCCGGACGGCGGCUGGUGGGAAGGGCAGAAGGAGGACGGGCUGCGCGGCUGGUUCCCGGCCAGCUACGUGCAGCUGCUGGAGCAGAAACCCAGAAAGGCAACUCCUCAGACAGGAGAAGAUACCUUGAACGGCCAUCUUCCCCCCGGCUGGCAGAGCUAUAUGUCUCCCCAGGGCCGAAGGUACUAUGUGAACACCUUCACAAAUGAAACGACCUGGGAGAGGCCAAGCAGUGUGCCUGGGACUCCAAAGAGCCCUGUGUCACAGAAGAGUUCUGCAGUGAAUGGCUACUACAUCUCUGGGACCCCAAUACACCAGCUCGACUCUGGUCAUAUGAGCCUCCGAAAAGCCAGUGGGGACCCCCAGGCCCCGGGGUCCCCGGCGGCGCCGCGGCGGCAGAGCAAGGAGAGCAGCCUGACGAUAAACUGUGUGACUUUCCCCCACCCUGACGUAAUGCCAGAGCAGCAGUUGCUGAAACCUUCUGAGUGGAGCUACUGUGAUUAUUUCUGGGCUGAUAAGAAGGAUUCGCAAGGGAACAAUACAGUGUCGGGAUUUGAAAUUCUUCUUCAAAAGCAACUUAAAGGGAAACAAAUGCAGAAAGAAAUGGCAGAGUUUGUUCGAGAAAGGAUAAAGAUUGAGGAGGAAUACGCUAAGAACCUGUCCAAACUGUCUCAGAAUUCCUUGGCUGCUCAGGAAGAAGGCACACUAGGAGAGGCUUGGGCUCAGCUAAAGAAGAGUCUAGCUGAUGAAGCAGAGGUUCAUCUCAAAUUUUCUUCUAAGCUUCAGAGCGAGGUGGAGAAACCCCUGCUCAACUUCAGAGAGAACUUCAAGAAAGACAUGAAGAAGUGUGACCACCAUAUUGCAGACUUACGGAAGCACCUGGCCAGCCGCUACGCAGCCGUUGAAAAGGCCCGGAAAGCCUUGACAGAGAGACAGAAGGACCUGGAAAUGAAAACACAGCAGCUAGAGGUGAAGCUCAGCAACAAGACAGAAGAGGAAAUUAAGAAAGCGAGACGGAAGUCCACUCAGGCGGGAGAUGACCUGAUGCGCUGCGUCGAUCUUUACAAUCAAGCCCAGUCAAAGUGGUUUGAGGAAAUGGUGACCACCACUCUGGAGCUUGAGAGACUAGAAGUUGAAAGGGUGGAGAUGAUACGGCAGCAUCUUUGCCAGUAUACACAGCUGCGGCAUGAGACAGACAUGUUCAACCAAAGUUAGAGCUCGUGGAUCAGUUGCUUCGGAAAGUGGAUCCUGCCAAAGACAGGGAACUGUGGGUAAAAGAACACAAAACUGGAGAUAUCCGACCCGUGGACAUGGAAAUAUAGACUGAUCUAUAGUUGUAUGUGAUGAGUCCACUGAAUUAACCAGGCUAAUGUUUGCUUUUUAAGGGUCAGAAGAGCAUAGGGAAAAGGUUGUUCCACUACCAGACACCUUGUAAUUUAUGCCUGUACAGGCUCUCUCUGUUACAUUUAGUCAUUAAAAUGGUCCUCAUUGUGCUAAGCCUUAAGCAUCAGACAUUCCAGGGUGAAGAAACCAGAUGUGUGCUUCCCACCAGAGGUUCCCAAUUGCACGCAGCUUCCAGAAGAAAUCUGCUUUCUGGUACAGAGAGCGCUCUGUUCUUCAGUGACUUUGUGCUACAUCCCUUGCAUGACUAUCUUUAUACAGUAUGUUAGAACAACCACGCGGCGAGCCUCUGGCCAGCAAGUAGUUAACUGUUUGAACAUGAUGCAGGAGGCAAGGAAGUCCUGAUCAUGAAUCCUAGGUCUGUCACUGACUGCUUUCAUGGCCAUAGGCAAGUCAAUUAACUUUUCUGGCUCCCCUGUCUAUAAAAACACGCAUAUCUCACAGCAAUGUUGUGUGAAUACAUUGAUUUCAUACAAUGCAGUUUCCCACUAUGGCAGUGAAGUGAUGGCCCUUCUCCCAAAAUCUGUGGAGAAGUCUCCUAUUCUUCCUGUUUUAUACUCCCUCUCAGGGAUACAUAAACCCAUUAUCAUGAUGAUUUCUGUUCUAGCCCAAUCAAUAAGGUUGAAAGUGUUAACCAUCGCUGUUAUUUAUCAGGAAAGACUUGGUUGUGCUAUACCUACCUCAUUAGCUGUCUGAGUGCCCUCAAUGACAGAAAGAGGUUAUAUAUACCAAGGAAUAAAUUAGAUGUUCGAACCCUUUCCUGCUCAUGCAAGAUGUUUUCUCACAGAAUCUCCUUAAAGAAGAGUCCCCUAACAUUUUAUUUGGGAUCUGGGUUUAAAUUGCCCUUUGUUGGUUCCUUCAGGUGAAUAUCACGGCCUUUAGGUAUCCUUAAUUACCAAGUUUGUCCAGCUAAAUUGUGGGGUUUAUCUUUUUAGAGCCUGAUUUUCAAAGGUGCCAUGAAUCUGUGAUGCUAGAUUGCAUUAAAUGUAGAUGUUGGUGCCCAGCACUUCUUCACCAUCAGAUUCUUAACCUCUAGGUUUUCCCUUUGUUACCCUUACCCACACAGUACCAAAAAUUCAACACUGCUCUUGGCACAUAGUGUUACGUAGUUUGGAGACUGGUUUUGAAAAGGUAUUAAUUUUCUCUUCCUGCUGUUAUUUCUGAUUUGUUUAUUCAGUGUUGCUGUUAAUAUAUUUUUUGACGUUUCAUACAAUGCCAGGUUUGUUAAGAUUCUUGCUUUAGAUUAGCAGAAACCUUGAUUCUCACCACUGUGGCCUUUACUCAGUGUUUACUGUGGUGUUAUCUACAGUUUCCCAAACCGUACUAUUCCAUUUGAUCCACAGUUACGCUCCGCUUUAUCUUAUUGUUGCCAUCCUUUUUAUCUUGGCAUCAAAAUCGUACCCUUCUUUUAUUUUACUGCUCUUCUAGGGUUUUGUGCAUCGGCCUCAAAGUGCUGUGAUUAGAUCAUUAAGAAUUAGUAUUACUCUUUACAAAUACAAACUGAGACACAGAAAAGUCUUAUCUGAAAGACAUUGUAAUAUUGCUGCAGUGAUUAUUUUUCUGGUUUGUUAUUUCAGACUGAAUUCUGUUGCAUUUUUCUAUUGUUGCCUUUUUCUCAACCAUCUCUUUAGCAGUAUAGAUUCGUUCCUGUCUUGCAAACACCUCCACAGCCCACUUCUCUGCUGCAUCAUUAGCCUUUAUAACCUUUCCACAUUGGCAGGUGCAGUGCCAUGACCACUGCGUGCUCAGGAUGACUGUUCCUGGUGUGACACCUCCUGUACUGCACCUCCAUUACACACCUCUGAAUUUACAACUCUUUACUUUUUCUCAGUGUUGGAAGCAUCCAGCACGCUGUUAUGUGAGUCUCUCCUAUGUUCCUGCAAAGACCAUUGCAAUACAAGUGAAACAUGGUUUGCUUAAGCAUUGCGUAGUCCUUCCUACCUCCUACUUCCAUACACUUUCCUUUUCUGCUGCUCGAGCAGGGAAGUUUUUCUCUGAUGAUGAUCUCUCUUUUUCAGGCUUCCUAUCAAUUCUCUCUCAGUCCUAUUAAUUUCUUUGGCAUACCAAUGUAUAUUUUUCCUAUUUCUACCAUGCAUUUUGGAAGACAGGCACUUUUUUUUUUUUAAACCAGAGGUGCAGGGUGAGCUUUCAAAACUUCAAUGGCCAAAAAUAACCUGAGUACUUAAGAGCUGCAUCUCAGAUUGACUCCUGUAUUCUGAGCUGUAUUGUAAAUUCAAAUGAGCAAUCCUGAUGAUGCCACAUUCUUGUUUUGAUUGCAAAACCAAGCUAGUCAUGCACUUUAUACAAUAUUCUCCUUAAUAAAUACCUGAAAUAAUCUGUUAUCAAUUACACUUGAGCUUUUUAUCUGUUUUGGACUGGAAAUACUGUUCAUUAGAACAGGUUUCUCUGAGGACUGAAAUGUAUUUUGCUUCCUCUACUAAGGUGUAUUGAAGCUGCUCUCAAUUCUCAAUUGUAUUUUAGGGUAAUUUUUUUUCCCCUUUUGUUUUAUUUCCUCACAGUUUUCCUACUUCUAGUUUUUGGUCCAUUUGAAAUGUUGCAGGGAUGUGUGAGCUGCACAGAAGGAUAAUUCUUCUUUCCACUUCAGUAAUCUGAGGAGAGAGUUUGUACCUGGGCUGUUAAUCUUUACCAGGCCCAGCAAGCUCUGGUACAGGGCUGCUCUGCAGUGGGUGAAAUGCUUCACUUACAACAAGACGCUACUCUGUAAUUGGUGGAAGCGUUAGGGAAGUUUUGCUGUUGCUUGUAGAGAGUUUCCAGCUUAUUUCCUGCAAAAGAUGAUAUUCCUUUGUGAUACGAUGCUGCAGACAGCAGGAUCAGUGUUACCUGGCUCGUUCACCUCUCUGGCUGAUGGAUCGUGGACAGUGUGAUGCCUUACAAAUCAGGGAGCACUGAGGCCCCGGUACUUCUGAAAGGACAGCAUCUCCAAAGAAGGUAGUGGCAUGUUUGAAGGAAGCAUGGAUGCCUGCCCUUGUGUUUGUUCCUAACAAGGUAACUUCAGGAGUUUGAGCAGCAUUGUUCUGUUCAUCUUCCAUUGAGUUGCAAAAAUGUUGAACCCAGUCUUUUCUCAUUCAGUAGCUUAUGCUAAACAGCUUCUCUGGAGCAAGAUCAAGCCUCAUGUUACAUUAAAACUGCUAGCAUGUGAAAAGCAGAUGUUGUUGCAAUGUAACUGAUUAACAGGAAUAGCAAAGUCUCUGGCCUCUAUAGAUACUGAGCUUAAGGGUCAUCUUUUGUCUGGCAGGUGAGCUCACACACUUGAUGCAAGGUCUUACUAUAUUAAUCACUACAGUUAUCAGUGUUUCUUUGUUGAGUGACAAAGCUGUCUUACAUCUCCCUGCGGCUCUUUGGUCACAGAGCAGAAGGUGAGCUUUUGAUUAGUACUGUUUGAUUUCACCUGAAGAGGUACUUACUGGGAACCUGCGUCUGGUUCUUACCUGGUAGCUCUGCUUGCCUGGGCCUUUGGUGGUGCUGCUGGUGUUUCAGGAGUCCUGCUGCUCCUGCAGAGCUCCCUGUUUGGCUAAGCAAUACUGUCACAUACUUGUCUCAUGCUGCCAAGCCUCUGGCUCCCCAGUGAUCUCUGCUUCAGCCGGAAUCCUUUGGCCCUGGUCUGAGCUCAAGGGCUCCAUGAAUUCCUAUGGUUUGAGUCUGUUGGGUGUCCUGACUCCGGUGCUAGAGCUAGUGAGGUGCUUACCAGCUUUAACUGCAGCUACCGUACAGAAUUAUAAAUUUUAUUCAUCAUCCGUACCGGCCCACCUAUGUCUCCAAAGCCAUUUUCUGGCACGGUUUACUCAGUAGAGUCCUUGUUGGAAAUCUUUCUUUAAGGUAUUCUUUCAGCUAAUUUCCUAGCAGAAGGCUCAUUCUGGAUGAAGUGCUGUUGGCUGAUUCCUGUUGGAGUUAAUGAGCUGAAAGUAAUGAGUCCUUUGCCACAUGGGCCAAGUGCAUUCUUCUCCCAUCGCUGGCAAGAUUCCAGUUGCUUCCACAGAGCAACAUCCAAAAAAGCCUAAUUCUCAGAUUGCCAGUCUGCUCCAGAUUCACUAAUGUCUGUAAUUCACCUUUGUUCAUCACUUCCAUGUGUUGAACGUCUUUUGAAAGACUUCAGUUGUUCCUUUAUAAGAAUGUUACUUCAUUAUCUGACACUGGGAUCUUUAGAAAUAGCUUUAAUUUUUUAAAAAAAAAAUUAAAAUAUCGUAACAUCAGUGAAAGUCAUAUGGAAAUCCCUGUUAUGUUGGUAGAAUAGUUUUCCACUCUGCAGCCCUGCUGAGCUGCUGCAGCGUGGCUGUGCUGCCCCUCAUGUUGCACAGUUGCAGGAAACCCUGAAAUCGUUUUUCCUUUCCUGUGUGACAGACUUGUGCCCCGGAUCUCUCCUGCUUUAUGCAUCUGUGCAGUUUCACAUUGCAGAAUUAGUUGCUUUUUAACUGACAGCCCCAUGCUGUAAUGUUAGUGUUUGUAGCUGUCUUGGGACAGUGAACUGCACUGAGAUCACCUCUUUUUUUUUUGUGGUUUUUGGUCUCCCACCCCCCACCCAGGAAUUUUCUGUAAAGCAUUCACAGGAAACUUUACAUGCUCAGUAGCAGUCAUAAUUUGUCAGACCUUCUCAGAACCUCUUCAAAUUUGUCCCUUUUUUUGAUGUCAUUUAAAUAUUUUCUGCAAGUUAGCCUCCUCAUGUAGUGUCGUUUAGCCCAGCUGGUAAUUAAGUACCAUGAAGCCCCUCGCUCACUUUCCUCCCCAUCCCUCUGGGUGAGGGAGGAGCUGGAAAGGAAUGCAAAACUUGAGGGUUGAGAUAAGAACAAUUUAAUAGUUGAAACGGAAUAAAAAUGAAAGAACAAUAAUUACAAUGCUGACAAUAAGAGUUACAAUGAAAAGGGGAAGGGAAAGAAUAAAAUCCAGAGGGAAAGGAAGAAAGGAGCGCGUGGUGCACAACGCAACCGGUCACCACCAGCCAGUCCCCGAGCAACGACCUGCCUGCCCCAGCCAAGCCCCCAGGUGGAUACCCCAGGCAUGAUGCCCCACGGUAUGGAAUGCCUCUGGCUGGUUUGGGACAGCUGGCCUGGCUGUGCCCCCUCCCAAUUCCUUGUGCCCCUCCAGCCUUUUUGCUAGCAAGACCUGAGGAACUGAAAAGUCUCACAUCAAAGCCAAAACCAGCACUGCGCUAGCUCCUAAGAAGAUAAUUAAUUCCAUCCCAGCUGAAACCAGGGCAUGUAGAAAUGUGCACUCUUCUUUUCACCUCUUUCAAAGUGCUCGGCGCUUAGAGAUUUCUUGGAACACAACAGGGAGCAUGCAGGUGGACUUUGAAAAUCAGGCUAACAAAUAGAAAUGCACAAGCCUCUUUUUUUUCCUUAGUUGUUGAAUUCGUGUAUAAGGUAAACAUUAGGAAACGAGAACCUCCAAUACUUAAUGUAUAAAAUAUAGCUGCUAUACGUGCAGUUCCCAGCAGCUCCACAAGUGACACGCUGUGGUUAGGAGUGCAGCUCUAGAGCAUGGGCCUACAGCUCACCUGAUGCACCUGUAAAAACCCAACUCCAAAAUUAAGUGAAAAAAUAGCUCUGCCCAUCUAUUUCUUCAGUCACACACAGGGAGGAAAAAGAGCACUGCUUACCCAGGUGGGUCCUUCGCUAUCAAGCACCUUAAGAAAUCCAGACCAGCACUUUGAAGGUCCCCCUGGAGUGAGUAGAUGUGACUUCUUGGUGUGAUCAGUUGAUUGUUUCCUUCUGAACUGAAAACAUAUUUGCUAUGUAUCGCUGCUGGUGUGCUCUUCCGUGCUAGGGCAGCCUGCUGGGUCUGUUCCCAGAGAUGGCAGUCGGGGUCUGGUGUCCUGGAGGCAGUCCUGGUCACCCUUACAUUUCCGCUUUGCAAGAACUAGGUCUUCAAAAGACAGUUUCAGAAAGGCAGUUUUCAAAAUAAUGAGCUUUCCUGAUAACAGGCCUUUCUGAAAAGGCUUUUUGCUCCACAGCAUGUGUUGAAAUAGGGGAGUGAGGUCCCAGAGGUUGCUGAAGUGGUGCUGUGACCGGUUCGUGCUGGGUGGGCAUUCCUCCUGCACUCACUCAUGCAGGGGCAGGGAGCAGCUUACGUUCUUUCCCACAGCAGAGGUGUCUGACAUUUAACAUUUACAUUUAGCUUAACCAGGUGGGCAAUAGUCACAGGCAGAUUGAAAUUAAAACCCAACACAUAUGGCAGGAAAAUAGCUGACCCAGUGGCAAUUGAGCUUCUCAGCACAAGGCACUUGUCUCCCUCAGACCCCAGUGGGUCCAGUAACAGGCUCAUCACUCUCUGAAUUCUGCUUAACGCAUGAAAAUCAGUGAUUAAACAUUCCUUUGUAUCUAUUGCUUGAUACAGAUGCUCUCCAACUGGCACCUGGUUGUGCCAGUGGGAGACUGGUAUGUGGCAGGGCCACACUGGUGACUACAGAAUGGGUUUGGGCAUCAGGCAGCACUGUGACGUCCUGCACCCUUGCACUGAGCCGGCUGUGAGUCCAGAUAUUCUCCGGGAGCUUGGAGCACAGUCUUUCUGUUGCAUAAUGGUGAUGAAGUCUUUCCCAUCAGCAAAUCCUUGUCUUUUCCUGAGAAGCACUAUUGUAUAAAUAAUAUUCAUGACACUUGUCUUACAGUAGAUAAAUGUGCACCUUUCAAUUCUUAUUUUUUUCCUGGGUGCCAACUCUCCGUCACUGAGAUACACCAGUUUUCAGGAUCUUUAGUUUUAAAUUUUCAUAGAACGUCUCUCUUGCUUUAAUGUGCUGACCAAACUUCAUGCUUUUGGAUGUUUUCUGAGAGCGGUAAGUGCAUGCUUUUUGGAGGGGUUGUUUUGGGUUUUGUGUUGGAUUUUUCUUACCAGCCACUGGGUUUGGAAGUGCAAUGAUUCCUUUUUGUGCUAGUGUCAGUUUAUUUUUUCUUCCUGGACAUUUUUUCUGAAGGGACCAACACCUAAGCACAAUUUAACUUAAAUUUCUAAUCCCAUGCAUUCCUUAAGGCAGAAACCUUUUGUGCCUAAUGAUGCAUCUGAUUCUAAGAAUUGUACGUGGAUAAAAUCUUUCAUAGACCAAUAAAAACAAAAUCUUAGGUUAACCACAUUAUAAUUACAGAAAAAGCAGGUAAACUUGAAACAUUCAAAUUUAAUUCCCUCAACUUACAUUAAGUUGAACUAUUUCAGGUGCGUCGUAAGAGACAAACUCAGUGGAUAUUCAGAACAAAAGCUUUUCAGCUGCUGUAUUCAGGUUCAGUGAGUGGAAAAGACUAUAACUUUGAAUAUAUGCAGUCUUUCAGGGCUACUGAUUUAACAAGUAACAGCUUGUAUCACACCCCUACUAAAAUUCUACUAGUAGUUCCCCUUGAAGUGCCUCUUUAAAUUCUGUCCGCUACAAGGGUGUAAAAUACAUGGAUUCACCCUACAAAUUCCCUAAACUCAGGAGCAGCCAGUAUGCACAGAUCUGUGCAGGAUUCUCAACCCUCCUUCCUUUGCUCUGCACUGUGCACUCUUUUUAGGACAUGCAUAUAUCCAGUAGACCUGCCUUUGUCUCUCUGAUCAUUUACUGUCCAGCACAGUCCUCCUAAAUUCUUAAUGCUGUAAAUGGAGUAGGAAAUGUUAGACUUGGAAGCAACUGCAUCGAAGGUACGUUGCUAACCUCAUCUUCUGACACAUCUUCAGUAUAGGGGUCUCAGUAGAACAAGCAGUGAAUUCUGCAUAAAAACAGUUAGGUGGCAUGUGGGGCCAAAGCAGACUUUUAUUGUGUGAAAUAAAAAAAAACCCUUGACUAUUUUUUAAAGCAGUUGCUGAGAAGUAAUUUUCUGGUACUGGAAGUCUGAAGCUGAGUGGUGAUUUCAGGCAUCUCACAUCUGUAUGACUUGACAGUCUUAGUCAUUUGAAUUUGGGAGCGCUUGACCUGAAAUUCCUUGUUCCUUUGGAGUUUUUUGAUGUGAUGGCUGAGAUUUUCAGAAUAGCUUAAGGAGUUUGGAUGUCUGUUUACCACUCUUCUGCUCCAGCAGGUUAAAAACAGUCUUUAGGGGCAGCAACCUCUAUCCAUUAUGAAAAAAGCAGGUACUAGUAUUGGACAAAUAUUUUCUUCUCCUCCUCAGAUGGUUUCCUUUCUUUCAGCAGCCAAAGACUGUGUGAGAAAUCCACGAAACAGUUUUGCAGACAUUCUAACAGCAGGGAUUCAAAGGCGGGCCAGACACCAGUCAUACACUAAACCAGAGUUUUCUACUAAAACAAAGUUGCUUAUUUGGUCCUUUUUGUGUAACUUUUGCUAAAUACUUCUAAAUUUCUAGGAAAGUUGUCUUUUGCCAGUACUAAUGACUUAUUUUUAAAGAUGUUUAACCAAAACUUUAUAACUUUCCAUAAAUUUUGGCUGAAUAGACCCCUUAAAUAGUUGCAGCCUCUGUCUGAGUAAGUAGUAAAUCUUGAAUCAUUGUGCAAAUUAUAAGAUGGCUUUUGUUCCAUAAGGAUACAUGAAGGAAUCACUUACUGAACUUAAGUUGAAUGCAGAAAAGAUUUAAUGGGCAGAUCUUCAGCUUGGGUAAACUGGCAGAGUUCAAGAGAAGCUACUUUGCCAGCUGUGGAUCUUGUCCUUCAGUGUUGAAGGCAUUUCCUAUACAUAAUUUUUCUGUCUUACUGUAAAACAAUUUCAUAUGGUUAAACUGUAUUUUCCUAUAUUGUUCUGCAAGUUUAUAUGCACCACAGUGCUCAUCUCAUCUCCUGUAAAAUAAACUGUACAGAAACACA